This is a messenger RNA of Gloeophyllum trabeum ATCC 11539, 769 nucleotides long. RefSeq lists its product as uncharacterized. The coding region runs from base 58 to 666 and encodes 202 amino acids. NCBI's taxonomy places the organism in Eukaryota, Fungi, Basidiomycota, Agaricomycetes, Gloeophyllales, Gloeophyllaceae. The transcript has 7 exons. The record is from RefSeq and is a predicted model, not a curated record.
AUUGGACCGCCCUGCCCUCCCCUCAAGCUCUUGAGCAGUGCAUAACAUUCCGAAGAUAUGGUAGUGGUGACUCUCGCCGCCCUUGGAGCAGCGUACCUGGCAUAUCAUGGGCAUGGGAAGUCUGAGGAACAGAAAAAGGCAGAUUUAGAAGGCCUUCACAAAUGGUUCUUGGCCGCUCAAGCCCGUACAGAGGAGUUCUAUCGUGACGGUCCGCGCGGUCCUGUGGCUUGGGUAGUUAACCAGGGCCAUGUUAUGCCCGAAGAUGCCAUACAAGGAGGAGAGGAGCACGGCAAGCCUGUUUACAUUGCCAGAGCGUAUUGCGAUGGUGGCGUCAUGGUUGGCAAAGCAUCUCCCCACACGAAGAAAGGCGCGGUUAUCGGAUACAAACAUAACGAAAUCAAUGUCGAAACGUAUGAGAUACUAGUCGGAGACAUGGAUCAACUAAUCUGGGUUGAGACUUCCGGUCGCCUAAACAUCGACUCUCUGGAGCACAAGCCUGUGGAAGGCGGCUACGAGCCUGACCUCACCCCCAUCUACAUCGCCCAGGCCCAUCAUCACAUGGGGACCCAUCCUGGCAAGGCAAGCUCUGUGCUAGACGGAGCAUUCAUUCCUCAUGACGGAUCGGAGAAGAAAGUUAAAGAUUAUCGCGUUCUAUGCUACGCCUGAUUUACGAUGCCUAUAUCAGCCUCCUACGAAGGAGUGUAAACAAUUACGUGUAUGGUAUGUAUCAUGAUAUCUGUAUCGCUCACGGGGGCAACGUGGUCAUGAC